AUGAGCAGCUUCAGGAGAGUUGCUGAAAAACGAAAGACAGACGCAGGGUUUGACCCAGUUGUUAGGUGUGUGGCUGUCAUUGGUGUGGCUGUCAUUGAUGUGGCUGUCAUUGAUGUGGCUGUCAUUGGUGUCAGGGUCGUGGCGCUUGAAGGUAUGACUUCUGAAGGGCUAGAGUGUGUUUCCAUAGUAAGUCUUGGGACCGGGCGCGGAUCGUAUAUUAAUUAUAACUUUUGUAAAUAUGCUGAAGUAAGCAUAAAUAUGACUUUCAAGAUGAUUAAGAACUUUCCAAAAGGGAAGCAGCUACACCAACCCACCACUAACCGCUGCUUCCACACUAACACCACCACCGUCGCCACUAACACUGCCUCGCUCCUGACGCAGCACGAGCUGGUGGUGUCAGCAGAGGGCGCCGGGGAGCUGGUACACACGCUGGUGCAGGUGCUGGUGGCCGACGUCAACGACAACACCCCGUACUUCCUCAGACCCAACCCUCAAGUCACCGUCAUCGAGGAAGAUGAUCGCGAUCUGCCACUCGCUAUUACUAAGGUCGAAGCUGGCGACAAGGACAAGGUAGACGAGGCAGGGCUCUUGUAUAGCCUCCGUGGGGACGGUGUUGAUGGAUACGCCCCUAAUGACGCUUUCUUUUCCGUCAAUUCCCGUACGGGAGAAUUAAUUCAGCUCCGGGCACUGGAUCGUGACCCGCCGAACGGCAAGGGUGUCUGGAAGGUGAGGGUCCAGGUCAAGGACGGCCAGGCUCCAUGGAAACGUCUGAGGAAGAGCGGUGGUCAGCAGAAUCCCUCCAACUCCAUCACCAGGCACACCCGCCAGGCCGACGAAGACUCUCCAACUGGAGGAGCCGCACUAGCAGAACCAGGAACACCAACACCCCCUGGAACACCAGCACCACUAGAAGCACUAGCACCUCCUGGAACGCCAGCUGCACUAGGAGCACCAGCACCUCCUGGAACACCAGUACCACUAGGAGCACCAAUACCUCCUGGAACACCAGCACCACUAGAAGCAGCAGCACCUCCUGGAACACCAGCACCACUAGGAGCACCAGCACGUGGAACACCAACAGCGUCUGAAGCACCAUCGCAACCUGGAACACCCGCACCACCACACCUACCAGGAACACCAACACCACUAUCAGCACCUGGAAUUCCAACAAAACCUGGAACCCAGGCACCACCAGGGACGCCACCCGCACCUGGAGCACCAACACCAGCAGCACCUCGAUCACCAGCAUUACCAGUUCUCUGGUACAAGUACACAGACACACUUUCUCAGCUCAGAGACAAGAGAGAAGCCAGUGAAACAAGAGAACACAAGGACCCUACAACGCUCUACGGCUUCCGUGGCCCCACCGAGCAAAACUCCCCCCGGUCUGGAAUACACAUGAAUCUAAAGGAAAAGAUUUUCAAGACUGAUCGUUAUACGGAUCAAGAAAAUGAAAUAUCUAGAGAUGAAUAUCACAUUCCUUACCACGACUAUAAGCCGGCAAUUUCGAGCGUUUUGGCCAAGGAAGAGAGCGUCAGGACGGACCAAGAUGAUGUAUUACGAGCCAAUAGGCCACUGGGAAAGGAGGCCAUGAUUCUGUUCGAGGCAAGUCGUAAAUCGGAAGUAAUGGGUCCUGGCAGCCACCGAGAGUGGUCAAGGAGGAUUAAGGAACAUCCUGAAGAUGGUCUCAAUAGGGUCGACACAGGCUACUCACGGCCGUAUGACGGAGGAGAACGACAAACUUCAGGACAAAUACGGAAUGAGUUUCCUCUGUCCAGCUUCUGUCGAGCUUGGCUGAGAGUUGCUGCCACCAGGGCCCAGCGUACACGACGAGAGGCGAGGUUAAAAUCUUUUAAUGAAGGCAGACCUUCUGUUGGACAUUUGUCAAUGUCUGGUGCCAGGGUUAAGUACCGAGGUCGGCCAAGUACUUCCUUUAAAUUCUUUUUGCCUGGAAGAACUUCAGCCACGGUCAAAAGGUGGAGUCAUGGAACCUUGCAUCCACUUUUUAGACAAAGAAAAGCCAAAUAUUUCAAACAAUCGCUAGAUGUCUUAAGAAUCGAAGAAAUUUCCCCUUUGCUACCGAACGUUGACACGAUAAUGCAAACGGAUCCUUUAAAGUGUGUAAAUAAAUAUUUUUCAAACUUCCGAAACAAUUCUUCGGGAUAUUCGGUAGCCUCAAAGACAAUUUCAGGUACGAAACCACUUGAAGAAUUGAAGGAGUCGAGAAAUGGCAACAGGAAACACAUCUCAGGUAUACAGGAAGCUUCAAGAAUCGUUGUUUCUCAAGAAGAUUCAACCCCUGUUCCUUCUGACAACAACAACUAUUGGCCAUAUGCUACCAACACUCAGGAAAGCCUGAAGAAUCUAUACGAGGUUAGUACGAAAAAAACAACUAGUUUAAAGACAUCCAAGGAUUAUCCUGGAACCAUUUCGUUUAGCUUUCCUUUCUGGCCAGCGGAAGACAUCUCCAGAAAUCAAAAUAUGAUCACAUCCAGGGGCCGCCUCCGACGAAAGAGUAGCAGUAGCAAAGGAAACCUCGCUUCAGACACCUUCCAAGGUGCGAGAGGCACCACCAGGAGAAAAAGAACUGCAGAAUCCAUCUUUUUUCUGAACGACGAGUUCAACAGAGCCUAUGGUGUUGACGAGGACGACGGCUUCUGCGAGAGCCUCGACCUGUAUGGAGGACACUUGGAGACCAGGAAUGGGACGGCCGCCGGUGGUAGACCACCACGGGUACACACAAUGGAGACGGUGGUGACGGUGGUGGUGAAGGACAUCAACGACAACGCCCCCACCUUCCCCAACACCACCAUGUUCGGCGAGGUGCAGGAGAAUGGUCCCAUCG
Messenger RNA from Procambarus clarkii (red swamp crayfish), 2845 nucleotides. The record is from RefSeq and is a predicted model, not a curated record. NCBI's taxonomy places the organism in Eukaryota, Metazoa, Arthropoda, Malacostraca, Decapoda, Cambaridae.